AGUAGACUGCAGAACAGUGGUUUUUACGAUUGUGGUGUGUGGAUGCGUGUUUACACGAGUCCCUCAACUGCACUCAAUGGAACUUUAAAACACGUUAUUUCACUCAUCCUUGCGCGUGUGCGUCUGGUAAAAUGAAACGACCCUGCACAUUUAUUCGAGCACUAGUUUCUAUGGUGUGCAUUGGUGUACAUUCCCGAGGCUUUACAUGGCCAAUAGACCAGUGUUAGGAUAGGGAGUCAAGUAGCGAGCAGUCAUCAUUCAACUUCAUCAAAAUUGCAGAGAAAACGGCCCUUCGCAUCCGAUAAUUAUUGAUUAUUUAUUGCCUAGAAGAAAUCAUUGUUUAUGGAAAAAAAAUAGUGCAAUUGUUGUUGGUUGCUUGUGUUGCCCAGUAAUUGACCGUUUGUCGCUGUGAACAGUUGUGUGUACACACUCCCGUGAUUAUGGUGAAAAUGAAAGGAGGAAACGAGAUAAUUACUCAUGAACAACUGUAAAAUGCGGGUGUGAUGAUAAUUAGUGGGUGAAUUUGUUUUUUGAUUGUGAGAAAUCUAUUUGCUCCCAUCGGGCUACGGGCAUUUAGGUUAAGCCCUUGUAUGUGUUGUUUACACGCCCCCUCAAUGUCUGAUUUGUCAUGAAGAGAGCACACUCGUUAGACACGAGUUUAUACGCUUGGGUGUGACAAUAACGGAAUGAGUUAAUUUAACAAACAGGUGUGAGGAGUGUGUCGUGAUUGUUUUGGAAUUUGUGAAGGUUAAGAGUUGGGCGCCUUUUGCGAGGGUUGUCGGGGGAUUGGGAGGGAAUAAUGAUGAGUACGUGGACUGAGAGAAUGCACAGGAGGGCUGCUACCCUUGGGAACGUGGUCACGAGCUGUGGACAUCCCAGCUCGGUGCCACCGUAUCCGAGGAGACUUGAAAAGGUGAAAUUUGGAGUUCCACUCGAUGAAGUCUGCAAGAACGAUAUUCCUGGUCCAUUGUUGGUUCUUAUUCUAAAACUCAAUAAAGAGGCCCCACACCGGAAGGAUGUAUUCCGAGCGCCAGGACAUCAGGGCAACAUGAAGAAAUUGAUACAUUUUCUUCAAACCGGGCGAUUAGUUAACAUUGACAACUUCAGUGUUUACACGAUAGCCAGUGUGUUGAAAAAGUUCUUGCGUAAAAUACCUGGCGGAGUGUUUGGACGCGAGGGUGAGCAGCAAUUGUUCACGGUCAUACAGCUGGACAGUAUCGAGCAACAACGGGACCAGAUACAUAAAUUAAUCACUUCAUUGCCAAUAUACACCCAACGCCUGCUGGUGUUACUCUUCGGGACGUUUAGGGUAGUUGCAGUAAAUAGUGAACGAGCAAGAACUGGAAUGUCGAGUGAAGCACUCGGCGUUUCUGUCGCACCCUCGUUUUUCCAAAGCUGUGUGAGUGACGGAAAAACUGCCAAAAUGGAAGAUGUCUUGAGGUUCAAGGUUGCAACUCGAGUUAUGAAAUUCAUGAUUGACAAUUUCGGUGUGUCGAAUUUGUUUGGACGUGAGAACUACGAAUUCUAUGCGAGAAUCACUGGACGAAUACUGAAGGUCGACGAGGACUGGAUAUUUAGUUUUAGAUAUCCGCCGGAUUCUCUUGUAUCAAGACAACUAUCACUAGAAGCAGAGAAAACAUGGCUGCAAUAUGAAUGCGAACGAUGGGGACUGAAAUUCAAUUUGGAAUCAAUGUCACAUCAGGAAGAGUCUCAAUCGACCCCCGCACUGAUCCACGUCCCAGAAACUAUAGAGCUGACGUCAUCCCUGGGAAUGAUCCCAGAGAACACCCUCCUGGAGAGUUACACAAGACUGUCAGUGAGCCUCGAGGAAAACGGUCUCUUUCAGGCAUCAAGUAGAUCCUCAAGCAACGGUAGUCAUCAUUCACGCCAUGGAGACAUAAUGACACUAGACGAACUGAGGGCAGUUAACCGUUAUGCUGAGAGCACAAAGAGCCUCAGUUAUCUGCCACAGGUGCACGAGAGGCAAACCGCACGAAUGCGCACCCGGUCUGAGUGGUUUUUGACACCCGUUGGGGAGAGAUUAGCUGGAACUGAUAGCGAUCCAACUGCUAUACACAUUCUUAGGGGAUCCAAUCGCUCGUCGUCGGGAAAUAUCGCAACAGGUCUGAGUGCCAGUGCAGAGUCUGUAAAACGUCCGAGUCUGCGUCGAACAGCUUCGAGAGAGAAAUCCCGUUUGCACCGUAGCUCAUCCCGCCGAAACAAGGAGAACGGUGCAAAGUGUCGAAGUGACUCGGGAAAAUCGCGCUCUCUAGAAGCAAUGAAGAUGAAGAGAGUCUCCCUGGACCUACCAGCGGAGAAAAUCCUCAAAAAUAGUGAGGAACUCCCGAACGAGGUAGACAAGACUGCAGAAAUGCCGAUUGGUCCCCAGGACUGCACUGAAAUGGACGUCCAGACGUUCCACGUCACUCUCACAUACAAACCUCGUAUAUGAAAGGAACAAUAGGACUAAUAAUUCAAAUAACACAAAAUAAACUAACAAAAGGGAUAAGACACUA
Diachasma alloeum is the source of this 2516-nucleotide messenger RNA. RefSeq lists its product as uncharacterized. Lineage: Eukaryota; Metazoa; Arthropoda; Insecta; Hymenoptera; Braconidae. Gene Ontology annotation, biological process: signal transduction. The record is from RefSeq and is a predicted model, not a curated record. Gene Ontology annotation, molecular function: GTPase activator activity. Bases 800 to 2452 code for a protein of 550 amino acids. The transcript has 10 exons.